Messenger RNA from Paramuricea clavata, 372 nucleotides. The record is from the annotation of a GenBank genome assembly. NCBI's taxonomy places the organism in Eukaryota, Metazoa, Cnidaria, Anthozoa, Malacalcyonacea, Plexauridae.
AUGCCUGAAGAAAGCGAUGAAAACACCACAGCAAUGAUUCACAAGCUGUUGGAAGAAAAGCUUGGGUUCGAGGACGCUGUUAUGAAAAUAAAAAUCGACCGUUCUCAUCGCUUGGGAAAAAAGAAACGGGGAGAAACGCGACCAAUUGUCGCAAAGUUCAAUUUUCAUCAGGAUAAAGUUUCAAUCAUGCGGAAUGCAAAGAAGCUAAAAGAUACGGCAAGCAGAAUCGGAAUUUCUGAGCAAUUUCCCGAGGAAAUUGUCAGAGAAAGGAAGAGGCUUUACCCAGAAUUUAAAAAGGCAAGACGUAACAAUCUAAAAGCUACUCUUGUCAGAGACAAACUGUUUAUCAAUGGUGAAUUGUUCAGGGGAUAA